Molecule: messenger RNA, 1692 nt
Organism: Lathyrus oleraceus (garden pea)
Lineage: Eukaryota; Viridiplantae; Streptophyta; Magnoliopsida; Fabales; Fabaceae
Product: protein NRT1/ PTR FAMILY 4.2
Exons: 6
Coding region: 1-1578 (525 amino acids)
Biological process (GO): transmembrane transport
Cellular component (GO): membrane
Molecular function (GO): transmembrane transporter activity
Source: RefSeq, a predicted model, not a curated record
AUGAGUUUAAUUUGUCUUGAUCCAGAGUUAAGCAAUGUUGAAAGUGGUAAAUAUACUACAGACCGAAGCAACCAUAGUGGAAUAAAAGCUGCUUCUCUUGCAUGUGUUGUAGAGAUAAUGCAGAGCUUGAUCGUCUCAUGCAAUGCAGUGACAUUAGGUGACUAUUUUUAUAGGUCAAUGCAUUAUCCAGUUGCUCAUUCUUCAACCAUGGUUACCAACUUAUUGGGAACGGCUUCUAUGUUGAGCAUUAUUUGGGCAUUUAUUAGUGACUCUUACAUUACAAGAUUCACAACAUUUGUAAUUUCUGGUGGCUUACAAUUAAUGGGACUAGUCAUGCUUACAUAUCAAUCACAAAACCCUAAUUUACAACCACUAGAAAAUGAAACACCAUCAAACACUCAAGCUCUUUAUCUUUACAUUGGACUUUAUUGUACAGCCAUGGGAAUGGGUGGAAUCAAAUCUACCUUGGCUGCACAUGGAGCCGAUCAACUUGAUCAAACCAACAAGAGCCUAAUUUCCUCUUACUUCAAUUGGUAUUUUUUCAGUUUAUGCAUAGGAGCUCUUCUUUCAACAACUGUUAUGGUUUCAAUUGAACGAAAAUAUGGAUGGAGUACAAGUUUCAUGAUAAUGGCUUUUGUUACAAGCUUAUUAUUGUGCACUUUCGUGUCUGGAUAUUCUUUGUAUAAAUAUAAACGCCCCGCUGGAAGUCCUGUGUCUCGGAUCAUUAAGGUACUUGUUGCUUCAGUAAAAAAUAUAAAGAUUUCAACUACUGGAAGUUUGAAUCAUGAUGUCACAGAACAAUUACUUCCUAGAGAGCAAACUCAUAAUAAAUUCAAAUUUCUGAACAAAGCAUUGAUGGAUCAAAACCUUGGUGAUGCUCAAGUUAAGGAAACAAAAACCUUCCUAGGGCUUCUUCCAAUUUUUGUCACAACAAUCAUGAUGAGUUGUAGUUUAGCACAAAGCUUAACAUUCUUAGUACAACAAGGGAAUCUCAUGAACCGGAAGAUAUUUAGUUUCACAAUCGCCACACAAUCUCUAGGAAUAGUUCCAAUUAUUAUCUCACUUAUAUUCAUAAUCACGUUUGAACAAUUCAAAAAGAUGAACAAAAAGAAAGGUACAACAACAAACCAUAAAAUCUACCAACCACUUUUUAGAAUGGGAAUAGGAUUAGCAAUGGUAUCAAUAUCAAUGCUUGUGGCCUCAAUCAUGGAAUAUAAGAGGCUUGAAGCAUUCAAGAAAGGGAAUACACUUUCUGUGUUUUGGUUACUGUUCCAAUAUAUUUUAUUAGGGUUAUCUGAUAUACUUACAGUGGAGGGAAUGAUUGAAUUUUUCUACUCAGAAGCACCUGAAAGUAUGAAAAGUAUUUGUACGGCAUUAUCUUGGUGUUCAGGCUCUAUGGGGAUGUUUGUGAGUUCUGUGUUGGUGACUACAAGUAAUUCAAUUAGUGGAAGAUUUGGAAUGGAAUGGUUUGGUGGAAAAGAUUUGAAUCAUUCUAGGUUAGACCUUUUUUAUGCUCUUCUUUGUGUUAUCAACAUUUUCAAUUUUCUCCUUUUUGUUUACUUUGCCAAGAAGUACUAAAUCUCUUGAUCAAUGUAAGUUAGGAGUAUAAUGAUAUUUUAAUGUUUUAAUAAUAGCAUGUUAUCUAUUGAGAAAUUGAGACAUAAAGAAAUAAAUUGUUAUUGUUAAGUGUUA